Colletotrichum destructivum is the source of this 1111-nucleotide messenger RNA. RefSeq lists its product as uncharacterized. The record is from RefSeq and is a predicted model, not a curated record. The coding region runs from base 467 to 1111 and encodes 214 amino acids. NCBI's taxonomy places the organism in Eukaryota, Fungi, Ascomycota, Sordariomycetes, Glomerellales, Glomerellaceae. The transcript has 2 exons.
ACGCAAUUAAUUGGCCGUUCGGAAAGACGUAGGUAGGAAGGCAGAGAAGCACAGCUGAGUUGUGUGACCAAGCUCGGUAGCAGCUAACAACAUCCGUAAAACAUGAUUCCCAUGUUUUCAAUGCAGGCGCCACGCCUUGCCGACAUCCCUCCCUGCUUCUGAGCCACGAAGCGGUUUUUAGAUUUUCUUCUUCUUUUCCCUUUCGGUUUCAGUCCCAACCAAGAGCCAGUUGGUAAUCGUGGCAGCAGAGGGGGACGGGACGGGACGGGUGACGGUGAUAGAAGCCAUAGCUGGUCACAAGAAAGGAGGACCAAGGGGAGCAGAACAGAAGAGUCGGCAGAGACAGAGAGAGUAACCGCAGCACGUUCUGCUCUUCCGCCCUUCCAUCCUUCCACCUUUCCCAUCCCACCCACCUCUUCUCGUCCUUCCUUCUUGUCCUGCUGCCAGCUCCCACCUGCGCCUGCAGAUGAGCUGGUUUCCCAACCUGGCUACACACACUCAAGUCGCUGAGACGGGCCCAGAUUCGUCGCUCAGGCGACACUUUUGCCUGACAACUCCGACUCUGCUGUCACGCUUUCACAGUGUCCAGCGAUUCCCAGCGAAUCCCAGCGACUCUACAGGUACUGCCGGUACCACACGAGCCCAUCUGAAAGUUGGGUACUCGGCUACCCACUGUUUCAAACCAAGCCUACAUCGUACCUACCCAUUCACCCUGUCCAAACCACCCAACCAACACAAUCCCAGCUCAGGCCAACGUAAUUCCAGUUCAGAACAGCAGGCUACUUCACGCAACCUCGCCUUUUGUGCCUGGUUCUUCAACCCUCGAGGUAUCCAGCUAAACACCAGCUCAUCACUUCCCAAUCUUCCCAAGUUUGAGACCAAGCAAACCAGGGACCUGCCGCUCUUCCACUUCCAUGCGUACUUCCUCCUGCAGACUCCCUGUGCAAGACUGCUGGGGGCAGUUGAGCCAUGUCUUGUCUGCAGCCCCGGAACUUGUUCGCAUCCUUCUCGGCCUCCCCUCCGAGACGGUAUACCGCUUAUGAUUGGCCGGCCUGGUAAACCUAACACGGCAACGGGCGCCCUCGUCGGUUUGCUGCCACAAAACCUCUGA